Molecule: messenger RNA, 2481 nt
Organism: Pygocentrus nattereri (red-bellied piranha)
Lineage: Eukaryota; Metazoa; Chordata; Actinopteri; Characiformes; Serrasalmidae
Gene: etv4
Product: ETS variant transcription factor 4
Exons: 12
Coding region: 137-1657 (506 amino acids)
Biological process (GO): cell differentiation; regulation of transcription by RNA polymerase II
Cellular component (GO): nucleus
Molecular function (GO): DNA-binding transcription factor activity, RNA polymerase II-specific; sequence-specific DNA binding
Source: RefSeq, a predicted model, not a curated record
UGAAUGGAGCUCAUUACGUAUGCAGCUUUCUCGCCGCUCCAUUCACAACUCCUGCUGCCUCUGCUCCUCUUCCUUCUCCCUGCAGACUGCGUGGAUCUCACUCAGCACAGCCCAAAUGACCACAAACGGUUAACGCAUGGAUUAUAAGAUGGAUGGAUAUCUGGACCAGCAAGUGCCUUAUACUUUAGCUACUAGGUCGCAAGGAAAUGGGCCCCUAAAUAGACUGUUGAUGGCAGCAAAAAGGAAAUACAUGGACACCGAAUUACCCCCUCAGGAAUCUGAAGAUCUAUUUCAGGAUUUAAGUCAGCUCCAGGAGACAUGGCUGACAGAAGCUCAAGUUCCUGACAGUGAUGAGCAGUUUGUUCCUGACUUCCACUCAGAAAACUCAGUGGCAUUCCACAGCCCGCCGGUGAAGAUUAAGAAAGAGCCUCAGAGCCCGGGCUCAGACCCCAGCCAGUCAUGCAGCCACAAGCAGAGCUUCAGCUACCCCAGUGGAGAGCAGUGCCUUUACGCCAGUGCCUAUGAACAGAAGAGAGCAGCAGCAGCGACAGCAGCAGCGACAGCAGCAGCAGCAGCAGCAGCAGGCAGUAAAAGUUCCUGCCCUGGGACCCCCAUGUCCCCCAUGCAGCAUUACUCCCCCAAACCACCGGUGGGCACUCGGCCUGAAACAGCGUACAUGAACCCUCCCACUGCCAGCCAGUCGCACCCCAGCCACUCCCACAGUUACCCCAUGAACCACAGCUCCAGGUUCCCCACAGGUUCGGCAGAGAUGGGUCCCCCCUUUGGACCUCCAGGUCAGACCCUGCAGCGCAUGCACCCUGCACCAGCUGGAGGAGGGGGCAGCGCUGGGGGAGGCGGCGGUUACCAUCGGCAGCACUCAGACCCCUGCAUGCCCUACCUGCAGCAGAGCUUCAAGCAGGAGUUUCUGGACCCCCUCUAUGAGCGGGCAGCCCACAUGGCUGGACCCCACCCUCAGAGGUUCCCCUCGGCCCACAUGAUGGUCAAGCAGGAGCCCACUGACUACACCUACGAGCCUGAUGUGCCUGGUUGCACCUCCAUGUACCACCACAAUGAGGGCUACCCAAAUCCCCAGCACAACAACGAAGGUUACGUGUUUGAGAAUGAUUCCCGUGUUGUUCCAGAGAAAUUCGAAGGCGAGGUGAAGCAGGAGGGGGGUAACGUGUUCCGUGAGGGUGCCCCUUAUCAGCGGCGUGGCUCACUGCAGCUCUGGCAGUUUCUGGUGGCCCUUCUGGAUGACCCUGGCAAUGCACACUUCAUUGCGUGGACUGGCCGUGGCAUGGAGUUCAAACUCAUCGAGCCAGAAGAGGUGGCUAGGCUGUGGGGGAUGCAGAAGAACCGUCCAGCCAUGAAUUAUGACAAACUGAGCCGCUCCCUCCGCUACUACUACGAGAAGGGAAUUAUGCAAAAGGUGGCAGGUGAGCGCUACGUUUACAAAUUUGUGUGUGAGCCUGAGGCAUUGAUCUCGCUGGCUUUCCCAGACAAUCAGCGGCCCAGCCUGAAGGCAGAGUUUGAGCGCUACGUGAAUGAAGAGGACACGGUGCCGCUGUCUCACCUGGAUGAGGGUGUGUCUUACCCCUCUGAACCAGCUGCCACCAACCUGGGCCCCCAGCCCUACUCCAAAGGCUACAUGUACUAAUGCCCCAUUACCCCCACCCCUUUCCUCCCCAUGCACCUAUUGCACAUGCCCAACCCCAUCCACUUGUAUAUAAGGCUAAGGUUUUUUUUUUUUUUUUUUUUUGGUUUGUUUAAAUUAAUAUCAUUAGGGACUCUCUCAAUUCUGAGGCCUAUCCAGUAUAAACACAUGACUGUGGCUCAAUGAGUGGCUUAAUAAAGACCCAAUGUUAUUACGACAAUACGUUGAGACCAGACUGUUUUCCCACUCUGGUAGCUUAUUGAAUGUUAACUUAAAGAUACAUGUGUCCAGGAUACAAAGGUGAGGGCUGUAUCUAUGAUUUAGUUAUGCAACUUGCUGGAUCGAUGGGUGACAAAGGGCUCUUUUUUUGAAAAAACGUCUUUAGCAUACACGGUUGUAAAGCCAAAAGUCCUCAAAUACAUCAGUUCACAGGAAUCUGUUUCCACUCAACAUGUGGCAAGUCACUCAGUGUCAUUUCCACAUGGAUAUUUCCCAGUGUUCCUGAAGUCUCACUUGAUACAGACACCUCAACACAGAUUUGCCUUCCAUGAUGUAAAUAUCACUGUCACAUGACUACUCUUUCAGCAACCAGUCAGGUGACCUUAAACUUGCAGCUUGUAUGAUGUGCUGGACCUGUAGUCCAAGGGAGGCACUUCUCAAUGAAGCAGUAACACUAUAAUCCAAAUAACUUGAAUAAUACUAUAAAUAAAUAGUACAAUGUUUAUCAGUAAUAUUCCAGUGUUUGUUUUUUUUUUUAACCAUAUCACAUAUUCCUGAUAGUAAAUUUGCUCUGUUUAUGCUGUUUAAAUAAACUCUCUUUGGCUUUA